AUGAGCCUGCUGCCACCCACACCGAAAGGCGGUCAUUGUUUGCUGCGGAAAGCACUCUCUGCGCGCACGGUGGCCCGUGCCUUGCGGCGCUGCGAUGCCGUGGAGGCCGAGCCUGGCCGCUUCUAUGCACUCUUGAGCUUGGGAGAAGCCGAAGGCGUUCGCGCCUUAAUGCAUCGGCGGCCCCUGCCCUGCCACGCUGCCUUGAGACUUCUCCGACGAGAGCCCUUAGGGCUGACGGUGCUGGAUGCCACGAAGGGCUAUGAGGCACAGCGAAAGAUGGCGCACGAAACGGGGCAGUGCCGGACAGAGCAUGAGAGGUCAGACCUUUGUAUCCAUGAGAGGGCAUUGCAGGUGGUUUUGUGA
This is a messenger RNA of Durusdinium trenchii, 363 nucleotides long. NCBI's taxonomy places the organism in Eukaryota, Dinophyceae, Suessiales, Symbiodiniaceae. The record is from the annotation of a GenBank genome assembly.